AUGGCUUCGAUCCUUCGGUUUCGAAAGCUAUGCUAUGUAGAGCCAGUGAAGUGUUCUUCAUUGGGUUUUGAAUCAUUUGAUAACCCCAAAAUUGACAAGAAAGAAUCAUUGGAGACACCAAAAGUUGAGAAGAAAAAAGAUGAAGCUCUUGUUUCCACUGCUGAGAAUGUGCAGAAGAAGAAGAAGCCCAAGAGGCAACACAAGGAUUGGAGGUGUGUUGAUUACUGUUGUUGGGCAAUUGGAUACAUGUGCAUUACUUGGUGGCUUCUCUUGUUUCUCUGCCACUGUUUGCCUGGUCUCAGAGUCCCUGAACUGCCCGGGGCACGGCUAAAGCGCGAAGGCGUAGUUAUAGAUAGAAUGGUUGUUCUCGUGCCUGGCAUUGUCACGGGUGGCCUAGAGCUCUGGGAAGGCAAGCCUUGCUCUGAAGGCCUGUUCCGAAAACGGCUUUGGGCCGGUAGCUUUAGUGAAAUCUUCAAGAGGCCUUUGUGUUGGUUGGAGCACCUUUCAUUGGACAAUGUGACCGGACUCGAUCCCCCGGGCAUUCGUGUCCGGCCAGUGCCGGGACUAGUUGCUGCUGACUAUUUCGCUCCUGGAUAUUUUGUUUGGGCUGUUCUGAUCGAGAACUUGGCGAAAAUUGGCUAUGAGGGGAAGAAUAUGCACAUGGCUGCUUAUGAUUGGAGACUUUCUUUUCAGAAUACAGAGAUCAGGGACCAAGCUCUUAGUAGAUUGAAGAGCAAAAUUGAGGUUAUGUAUGUAACCAACGGCCAUAAGAAAGUGGUGGUGGUGCCUCAUUCCAUGGGGGUUAUUUAUUUCCUCCAUUUCCUUAAAUGGGUUGAAUCACCUCCUCCUAUGGGUGGCGGCGGGGGUCCUGGUUGGUGCAACAAGCAUAUCAAAGCAAUCAUGAAUAUAGGUCCCGCAUUUCUUGGUGUUCCGAAGACCGUAGGUAAUAUAUUGUCUGCCGAGGGUAAAGAAAUUGCUUUUAUCAGGGCUAUGGCUCCUGGUCUUUUAGAUUCCGAGCUUCUUGGGUUUCAAACUCUAGAACAUGUCAUGCGGGUAUCUCGAACAUGGGACUCCAUCAUUUCCUUGAUGCCAAAAGGAGGAGAGACAAUUUGGGGUAACUUCGAUUGGUCUCCAGAGGAGGGGUUUGAUUGUGAUUUGGCAAAGAAAAGAUAUAUGCAACCCUAUAGAGAAAUUAAUAACAACAAUACUGAUGGAAAGAGAGGACUCAAAGUUAAAGAGUCCGUGAAGUAUGGAAGGAUGGUCUCUUUUGGCAAGGAAGAAUCACAGUUACCUUCUUCACAGCUCCCCAAUCUUGGUUCAAAGGAAUUUCUGCGCAUGAGUACCUCUACUAUUUCCGACACAUCAUGUAAAGAGGUGAUGACAGAAUAUGAUGAGAUGAGCCGUGAAAGCAUUCGUAAAGUCGCCGAAAAAAAAGUUUACACUGCAAAUAGUCUCAUUGAUCUUUUUCGCUUUGUAGCUCCCAAAAUGAUGGAACGGGCUGAGGCUCACUUCUCUCAUGGGAUAGCUGAGAAUCUAGAUGAUCCCAAAUACUCCCAUUACAAGUAUUGGUCAAAUCCACUUGAGACCAAGUUACCAGAUGCUCCGGAUAUGGAAAUUUACUGUUUAUAUGGUGUUGGAAUUCCCACUGAAAGAUCAUAUGUAUACAAGCUGUCACUGUCUAAUAGGUGCAAGAGUAUUCCUUUCCAAAUCGACAGCUUGGCAGAUGAAAGCGGUGAUAGCUGCUUGAAACGAGGGGUGUACUUUGUCGAUGGUGACGAAAGUGUUCCUGUUUUGAGUGCUGGAUUCAUGUGCGCAAAAGGGUGGAGAGGAAGAACACUGUUCAACCCAUCUGGGAUCGCUACAUACAUAAGAGAGUAUAGGCACAAGCCACCGGCAAGUUUUCUUGAGGGGAGGGGUCUAGAGAGCGGUGCACAUGUCGACAUUAUGGGAAAUGUUGCUUUGAUUGAGGAUGUUUUGCGAGUUGCUGCGGGGGCCACUGGUGCUGAGCUGGGAGGUGAUAAGAUUUAUUCAGAUAUUGUAAGAAUGUCGGAGAGAAUAAAUAUUCGGCUGUGAUUGCCAUGUUCAGUGGUUAUCAAAAUGAGCGGUGCACAACUCAGAGAGAGAGAGGACUAACAACAGUGAAAUUGCAGUGUCGAGAUGCUGCAAAUGAUUACAACAACAGUCAUAGCAUCCUUCAAAGAGAAGGAUCGGCUUCAAGGAUGAGCAGAUGGGGGGAGUGUUGAGCUGUACUAACCGCCCUAAGUUUCUUGUUGACAAAAUCGAUUUCUCACUUUCUGUAAUCAAAUGAAUAGAGCUUUUCCUUGCAAAGUUAUUAUAUGCUAAUUUAGCUGUCAA
Messenger RNA from Camellia sinensis, 2355 nucleotides. RefSeq names its product Lecithin:cholesterol acyltransferase family protein. The record is from RefSeq and is a predicted model, not a curated record. NCBI's taxonomy places the organism in Eukaryota, Viridiplantae, Streptophyta, Magnoliopsida, Ericales, Theaceae. Gene Ontology annotation, biological process: lipid metabolic process.